Messenger RNA from Stomoxys calcitrans (stable fly), 507 nucleotides. RefSeq lists its product as uncharacterized. Lineage: Eukaryota; Metazoa; Arthropoda; Insecta; Diptera; Muscidae. The record is from RefSeq and is a predicted model, not a curated record. The transcript has 3 exons. Bases 1 to 507 code for a protein of 168 amino acids.
AUGAUUCCCGACGACAGUGUAUUUUACGACAGAUGUCAAGGUGCCAAUCCCAUAAGUGAUUAUUUCUAUUUGGAUGAUUUUAUCAUGGAAUAUGUUGAGAAUGGCAUUGCAGUUAGUGGUACUGUAGUCUGUCAGUUCAAGGAAUUGGAGCCUACCGAUCGAAUUCAUGUGCACAUUGAGGUGUUUAAAUUUCAACGCGGAGCUUGGCAAUUGACACCUUUUACCAUGAUUAUCAAUGAUUUUUGUCCAAAACAAUUUGCCCCAACCACUCCCUGGUAUCAGAUGUUUUUCAAGCAUGUGGUCGAAAAUGAUCGUAAAUGCUUUAAUCGCUAUAAUCAAACGUAUCACUUAGAGCCCUUUACACUCGACCUAUCCAUGGAGAUGCCAAUGAAUAUGGAAGGACGUUGGAAGGUGGAAUUACGUGUCACUGCCUACAAAAAUGGAGUGAAAAAGUAUCCCUUUUACUUUUGUGCCCACAUUGUUGGGGACGUUUAUAAGGUGAUCUAA